GAAUAACUUGAAAUGUAAUACUAACAAGGGAAUAUCAAUGCUGAGUAUCUAAAUGAUAAACAACCAUAUUAAUAACCUUAAGGAGGGUAUUAAUAUAUGCCUGUAUAAGGAUAGCCUGUGAUUGGACAACCAGUUCAAUAAUAGUAUUUAUUUUUGAUAAAAACUAGAUAUCAAUAUUACCCAUAAGGAUAAGGUUAAUAUCCUUAAUAACCAUAUGCUUAAUAUUCUUAAUAUCCUCAAAGAGUUUAGCAUCCAGGUGGAUAUUAAUAACAAAUGGUUGUUAUGCCUCCAACAGCAUUAGUCGUAGCAGUACAACCAAUUAAUCCAAUAGUUGCAAAGGAAAUGGCAUUGAGAUCAUAUACAAGAUAGUAAACAAUAUUUUAAGAUUUAGUUUCUAUGGAUGUAAUUGUUGUAUUGGAGUUCUUGCAGGGAUUUUCUUGAUUAUAAGAUGUGUAAAUGCAUUCAAUUAAGGAGGAGCAUAAAGAGCAGGUGGUGUCAUGUAUAUUAUCUCGUAAUCAUAUCAUAUUUAUUAUAGCAACUUUUUUUUUAUUAUUGGAGCAAUCUGUGGAAUUUAUUCAAUAAGUCGAUAUAUUGAAAAACUAUUAUUGCAUUACCAAAUCUUAUUAGUCAUAGCUUUAGUAUUUGAACUUAUUGGGUCUAUCAUUAUAUUUGCAACCUAUGAUGAAAAUAUGAAUAAUGAAGAUGAUGAUUAAAAAAAUAAUUAUUAGAAAAGAGAUUAUGACAAAGAAAAUGAAAAAAGUGUUGGGUAUCAUAUCUAUUUAUUAAUUAAGGUUAAUCUUUUUCAUUAUCUCACUCAUUAUUAUAGUUAUUUGUUAUGGAAUGUUUAUUAGAUAUUCGAGACAAAUUAGAUAUAUGAUGAUUGAUUUGAAUAUUACAAGAGCCAAUUAAAUGAAUUAGAAUGCUUAAUAAGGACCCAUGUAAAACUAAGGAAAUGCAUUUGGAGUAGCAUAGAUAUGA
Paramecium sonneborni is the source of this 978-nucleotide messenger RNA. The record is from the annotation of a GenBank genome assembly. Lineage: Eukaryota; Ciliophora; Oligohymenophorea; Peniculida; Parameciidae.